Molecule: messenger RNA, 1175 nt
Organism: Punica granatum (pomegranate)
Lineage: Eukaryota; Viridiplantae; Streptophyta; Magnoliopsida; Myrtales; Lythraceae
Source: RefSeq, a predicted model, not a curated record
CCAAAGGCAUGGUUUCUCGGAAUAUAAAAAACAUGUAAUGGGGCACGAUAAAUUCCACAUUGUCCCAGUUAUAAAUAAGGGAAGUGGCACCCCGAAUGCACUCGUGCUUAAGUCUGGGUAUAGAGAGCUACUUCCAAAGUAUUUAUCGAUGGAGGGUCCAGCAAGUUUCAGGGGCUUCACUCUCAUAACGAGUCUGCUUUUGGUAUCUUGGACCGUGAAUUCUCAGCUCACGACAGAUUAUUACAUGAAGACAUGCCCGAACAUUCUCCAAAUCGUGCGGAGAGGAGUCCAGACCGCGAUCAUGACAGAGAUGAGAAUGGCCGCUUCGCUGCUUCGGCUUCACUUCCAUGACUGCUUUGUAAAUGGCUGCGAUGGAUCAGUUCUACUGGAUGGAAACGACAGUGAGAAGUUGGCUGGUGCUAACCUCAAUUCUGCAAGAGGUUUCGAAGUCAUAGAUUCCAUUAAAACUGCAGUUGAGGCCUCCUGCCCCGGAGUCGUGUCUUGUGCUGAUAUAUUAGCCAUAGCUGCCCGAGACUCCGUGCUGUUGAGUGGAGGACCCACAUGGAGAGUUCUGCUGGGAAGACGGGACGGGCUCAUGGCAAACCAGACUGGAGCAAAUAACGCCCUUCCUUCUCCUUUCGACAGCCUCGGCACAAUCAUCUCCAAGUUUGCUGCUGUGGGACUCAACGUAACAGAUGUUGUAGCCUUGUCAGGUGGUCACACUAUUGGGCUAGCAAGGUGUGCAACUUUCAGCAACCGACUGCUCAACUUCUCGGGCACUGGCGCUCCAGACACGACCAUAGACACAAGCCUGGUAUCCGACCUUCGGAGUCUCUGCCCUGUGAAUGGAGAUGGUAACACGGCCACUCCUUUAGACAGGAACUCAACUGAUCUGUUCGAUAACCACUACUUCAAAAACUUGAGGAACAAAAAGGGCAUUCUCAGUUCGGACCAGAUACUGUAUUCCAGUAAGGAGGCCAAUUCUACGACCCGACCCCUGGUUGAGACUUACAGCUGUAACUCCAAUGCUUUUGUCAUGGACUUCGUGAACUCGAUGAUCAAGAUGGGGAAUAUAAGUCCACUCACCGGCACAAGUGGAAAAAUCAGAAAUAACUGUAGGGCAAUCAAUUCGUAAAAUUUAUGAGUUGAGAUUCGAGAGAACAGUGUGAUACUAU